Molecule: messenger RNA, 1015 nt
Organism: Leptinotarsa decemlineata (Colorado potato beetle)
Lineage: Eukaryota; Metazoa; Arthropoda; Insecta; Coleoptera; Chrysomelidae
Source: RefSeq, a predicted model, not a curated record
UUUUCCUUCAAAAUGAAUUCGUAAUGUAUUAUUUUUAUUAGUGUUCUCCGGUCAGUUAGUUUGUAUCUCAUACAAACACAUUUAUCCAGUGUUAUUACAUUGUUACAUAUAAUUUUUUUUUAUUCUUAGUGAACUUCGUUUACAACUAUGUCGUGUAGGAAAUACUCAAAUACUGCAAUUCAGUGUUCAGCAUCUGCAAUGCUACAGAAAUUUCCAAAUUCUGGAAAAUAUCCAGAACAAUCAAGAAAAUGGUUGCAUUCUAUCAAUGAUAGGGAUAUCAAUGAAAUGGACCCGGUAAUGGUGUAUCGUUCUAAAAGAGUUUGCCGUAAACAUUUUGAGGCUAAAUACCAUUCAUCGAUGUUGAGUAGACUUCAACCGAUUACUGUGCCUACAUUAUAUUUGCAAGAUGAAAUCAAUCUAUUCAAUCCAGAUGAGCCGUCAACUUCUUCAGCUAUGCCAUUAACAUUGGUUUUUUUUAACCGGAUUCCUCUGAUGAAAAUGCUGUUGGUUGUUUAAUGUCACCACUUCAGCUCCUGAAGCAUUCAGGAGUUAGUAAGCAGGCAAUCAUACCAAGAAAAAAAAAGUUAUAUGCAUCAGUGAAAGUAUUGCACAAAACAAUGAAGAUCAGGAACAGUAGAAAAAAACCUUAGCAAAAGAUUACAUGAAGCUGAAAUAUUCAAGGAUAAACAUGAAUUGAAGCAUAACAUGGAAAAGCUGAAUUUCUUGGCUGCGAUACCGAUUUGAUUGCAAUUUCGAGAAUUAAGAGAAGAGUUUGAAACUCAAUCUUCUAGAAUGUUUAGAAAUCCAUAAAUUCAGGAAUUCGAGUAAUUUACAGAAUGAUCAAUUAGAAUUGAAUAACUCUCCGAAACUUGAUAUUUUUUCAAAUGUGGAAACUGGGACAUAAGCACAGGUAAUUUAAUUUCUUACAAACUUAAGUAAAAACCAGGUACUUGAAAUGUAGGUACUUCAAAUUGUAAAAGUAGGUAUAUUAAGCAUUGAAUAUGUAGAAUAUAGU